GACGGACCGGAGUCGCGGAUGUCCUCUGCAGCAGCUGGCCGAGCCAUGGCGACAACUCCCGCCGGGGCUUUCGAGGCCCUCAUGGAUGGAGUGACAAGCUGGAAUGUCCCCAAAGACCCUGUCCCUAGUGAACUUCUUCUGAUUGGAGAGGCCGCCUUCCCGGUGAUGGUGAAUGACAAGGGCCAGGUCCUCAUUGCCGCCUCCUUCUAUGGCCAAGGCCGCCUGGUGGUGGUGUCCCAUGAGGGCUACCUGCUGGACGCUGGCCUGGCUCCGUUUCUCCGUAAUGCAGUGGGCUGGCUCUGUCCCUCGCCUGGGGCUCCCAUUGGAGUGCACCCAUCACUGGCCUCACUAGUAAGUAUCCUGCAGGGCCGUGGGGUUCAGGCACACAUUCAGCCAGAACUGGGGGCCACCUUGGGGGUUUACUGCAUCAGUGCCUACCAGGACAAGAUGACUGCAGAGCUGAUCCAGUUUGUGAAACGUGGAGGCGGCUUGCUCAUCGGGGGCCAAGCCUGGUAUUGGGCCAGUCAGCACGGUCAUGACGACAUGCUGUCCAGGUUCCCCGGGAACCAGGUGACAAGUGUGGCCGGAGUGUACUUCACUGACAUCUAUGGGGACAGAGGACGGUUCAAGGUCUCUAAGAAGGUGCCCAAGAUCCCACUCCACGUCAGGUGAGUGGGGUUUCCCUAUGGGGAGUCUGACACGUGGUGACAAUAGAUUUGAUCUCCCUCUUCGAUGGGCUUCCGUGUUCAUACAUGUGGUUCUGCACUCUGGUUUGGACCCACCACAAGGCAAACACAGCGAGGAGGCUGAGUUCUCAUGGCCACCCCGUCCUGUGUCCAGGUGGAAAUGCUUGCCUUGUUCAUCUCUCUGUCUAGCACCGGGAUGGGAAGGGUGCGUAUCAAGAUCUCUUAAACAGGGGCGCCUGGGUGACUCAGUCGGUUGAGCAUCCGGCUUCGGCUCAG
This is a messenger RNA of Suricata suricatta (meerkat), 962 nucleotides long. RefSeq names its product TRPM8 channel-associated factor 2-like. The transcript has a single exon. NCBI's taxonomy places the organism in Eukaryota, Metazoa, Chordata, Mammalia, Carnivora, Herpestidae. Gene Ontology annotation, biological process: negative regulation of anion channel activity. Bases 19 to 672 code for a protein of 217 amino acids. The record is from RefSeq and is a predicted model, not a curated record.